AUGGCUCACUGCACCCCACGUUCCUGCAGAGGAAGGCCACAGGGCCAGGGCUCUGCCCACGGUCACCGUGCUGCUGGGCCGCUCUGGGCUGGGACCCGUCCCUGGUGGCCCCCGUGGCCCUCACGUGCCCUCUGCUCCCUCCCUGCAGUCCAGCCGCCCCCGCCCAAGGACCCCCAGAUCAGCAAGACCGGGGGCCAUUUCCUGCUGACCUGGAGUGUGGCCCUCGGGGGUCCCCAGACACCCUGGCUGUCGCAGGGGGACCUGGAGUUCGAGGUGGUCUACAGGCGGCUUAGCGACUCCUGGGAGGAGGCCAGCAGCCUCUACUCCAGGUCCUCCCCGGCCGUCCUGGGCGCAGAGCUCGCCCAGCCCCGGAACCUACAGUGUGUCUUCGACGGGGCCCACACCCUGGGCUGCUCCUGGGAGGUCAGGUCCCCCGUGACCAGCUCCGUCUCCUUCGGCCUCUUCUACGCGUCCAGCCCCGAGGCACAGGAGGAGGAAUGUGCCCCGGUGCUGAAGGAGGCGCUCAGCGGCCUGUACACCCGGCUCCGGUGCCAGAUCCCGGUGCCCGACCCCGGGGCCCGCGGCCUGUACGUCGUCUCUGUCCGUCCGCGGAGCGAGGGGAGGUUCAUCAAGAGCUCGGACAACAUCCAGAUGGCGCGCCCGACUCUCAGUGUGACCAGAGAUGGAAGCAGCUUCAGCCUGUGCUGGGGAGCGGAGCACAGUGACAAGAUACAGCCAGUCUUCGAGAUGGCGCGCCCGACUCUCAGUGUGACCAGAGAUGGAAGCAGCUUCAGCCUGUGCUGGGGAGCGGAGCACAGUGACAAGAUACAGCCAGUCUUCGAGGUCCAGUACCGCAGGGACGCAGAGGACUGGGGGAGCUCCUCUGUCCCAGAACCCGCGACCCUGGCAGAAACGCAGAACCAACCAGCCGCGGGGCCGGCAAUGCGCUUCCUCUGUCGCCCCCUGCUGGUCUCUGUGGCCUCUACAACCAGCCGUCCAGCUGCAAUGGACAGGCACGGCAAGACGGAGCACGGUCGCUGCUCACAGUCGCUGCUGACCAACUGCCCUUCGGACCUGGACUGA
Messenger RNA from Ictidomys tridecemlineatus (thirteen-lined ground squirrel), 1083 nucleotides. Lineage: Eukaryota; Metazoa; Chordata; Mammalia; Rodentia; Sciuridae. The record is from RefSeq and is a predicted model, not a curated record.